AUGCCUCUCUGGCAAAUCUAUCACCCAGCAACCGCAUUCAAAGAUGCUGCUUCCAAACAAGCAUUUGCAAAUGAUAUUACGAAUAUGUACCUCAAACUAGGCCUCCCAGCCUUCUAUGUCGUGACCCAGUUCCACAAAAUGGAUAUCGACAACGUCUUUGUUGGUGGAAAACAAAAUGCCGAUAUAGAUACUCCAUUUAUUCGAGUGGUCAUAAAUCACAUCGCUAUUCAUGUGCCAGACGUGGAUGCCAUGUAUCUCGAUACAACUUCGCGCUUGGAUGGAGUUAUGAAGCCCCAUAUCACGGACAAGGGAUAUGAUUUCGAAUAUCAUGUCGACGAGACCGAGAGAAGGCUCUGGAAAAUCAAUGGUCUUAUUCCUCCGCCGUUCAAAAGUGCCGAGGAGCAAAUCUGGGUGCGAGAGAAUCGUGCUGUGCCUUAUUAA
This is a messenger RNA of Penicillium taxi, 441 nucleotides long. RefSeq names its product tautomerase family protein. Bases 1 to 441 code for a protein of 146 amino acids. Lineage: Eukaryota; Fungi; Ascomycota; Eurotiomycetes; Eurotiales; Aspergillaceae. The record is from RefSeq and is a predicted model, not a curated record. The transcript has a single exon.